AUGGCUUCGCCUUCAGGGGUACCGCCGAUACCUGACAUAUCUUCUCGAUUGAUGACCCCUUCGAUUGUGUUCUCCUUUGUAACCCCCUUAUUUGUUGCAUUGAGAGUUGCCAGCAGAGUGCGUUUUACAAAGAGACUGGGAAGGGAUGACUGGACCAUCGUCAUAUCCUGCGUGUUUUCGGUCAUACUCUCUAUAACCAUGAUCGUUGCUACCGUGUUCCAAUGUACACCGACUCAUCGUGCGUGGGAUAGAAAUGUAGCUGGAACAUGCAUCAACCUCCUCACCGUCAGCUGGUAUGCAAACGCGGCCUUCAGCAUAUUAAGUGAUCUAGCUAUCUUGAUUAUUGCCUAUGCCGGUUAUAAAAUCUCUACCAAUGCCCAAGAGGGCUAA
Molecule: messenger RNA, 390 nt
Organism: Histoplasma capsulatum G186AR
Lineage: Eukaryota; Fungi; Ascomycota; Eurotiomycetes; Onygenales; Ajellomycetaceae
Exons: 3
Coding region: 1-390 (129 amino acids)
Source: RefSeq, a predicted model, not a curated record